Molecule: messenger RNA, 953 nt
Organism: Spinacia oleracea (spinach)
Lineage: Eukaryota; Viridiplantae; Streptophyta; Magnoliopsida; Caryophyllales; Amaranthaceae
Exons: 2
Coding region: 233-595 (120 amino acids)
Source: RefSeq, a predicted model, not a curated record
CUUCCCAAUCCCCUUAUCUUCUUCUCUAUUUGUGUUUUAUGGUUUGUGAAUUCUGAAAGGUUUCUUCAGAAUUGCCUAUGCGUUUUGGUUAUGUAUGCAUUGAGGUUGCGAGGAGUGAUUCAGGAUUAUUUUUGUGUCAACGGAAGUAUACUCUUGAUAUUAUUUCGGAAGCAGGUUUUGCGGCUUUACCAUUGAACAAAAUCAUCGUCUUGGCCUAGCUGAUGGGUCGUUAAUGAAGGAGCCUGAGGCUUACCGCCGGCUUGUAGGCCGCCUGGUCUAUUUAGUUGUGACUCUUCCGGACCUUGCUUAUUCGGUCUAUAUCUUAUCACAAUUCAUGCAGGAGCCUCGAGUUGACCAUUGGGAUGCAACAUUGAGAGUUGUUCGGUACUUGAAGGGUACACCAGGGCAGGGUAUCCUAUUACGUGCUGAUAGUAAUUUAACUUUGCAAGGAUGGUGCGACUCAGAUUGGGCAGUGUGUCCCAUCACUCGUCGUUCUUUAACAGUUAGUCCGCUUUGCACAUGGCUAAGAAUCCGAUUUUUCAUGAGCGCACAAAGCACAUUGAGGUUGAUUGUCAUUUUGUUCGUGAUGCUAUAGUAGAUGGUGUAAUUGAACCAUCUUAUGUAUCCACUUCCUCACAGCUCGCUGACAUGUUUACUAAAGCUCUUGGGAAGCAACAAUUUGAUUUUCUUUUUUCCAAGUUGGGCAUUUUUAAUCCCCACACAUGCUCCAACUUGAGGGAGGGUGUUACGAAAAUUAAAUGUUAUACCUAAUUAAUUAAGAAAGUAAUAAUGUUCUAGCUGUUAUGUAAGUUACAAAGUAUUAAAAGUAUUAAUGUUGUAGUUGUUACGUAAGUUAGAAAGUAUUAGGAAGGUUAGUGGGUUUAGGAAACUCUUUGAUUUUCUUAUCCUAGUUGUUUCGUACGCCCUGCUUGGAAAUUGUGGGUGUAUAAAUA